AUUUAACUCGUUGCAGACUGUGGUCACACUGCGCGGCGUGUUAUGCAAAAGUCGUCGUGAAUUUUUGACUGGCAAAUUCCCUUAUUUUUCAACCAAUUAACAAAGCCAGCCAAGAUGGCGACGGCCCUGCCGCAUGUGCCCCCUAAACAGGACCUACCACCGCCCGGUGGCUACAAGAAAAUUCCCUUUGCUCGUGUGCCGCCCAAGAGUUAUUUUACAGGCUUCACCAUGCUGGGCACCUAUCUGGCCGUCACCAUUGGUGGACUGGGCAUCUACUAUUUGACAGCCAAAAAGGUGAAACGCGACGAGAUUGAAAUGCGCUCCGCUCAGAAUGUCAUCUUUCCCGUGCUGAUUGCGGAGCGCGAUCGCGAAUUUCUGCGUCAACUGCGCCGCAAUCGUGACGAGGAGGCUGAGCUCAUGAAGAACGUGCCCGGCUGGGAGGUGGGCACCUGGUACGGUGAGCCCGUGUUCAAGACGCUGCCCGAGGACACACUGGUCACGCCCAUUUUCAAGGAGUUCUACGCCCACACCGACUGGAAAUCAACCGCCAAGCGCGCACAUCUGAAGCUCUGGUCCUAAACGAAAGAGAGAGCUUGGAAGCAACUGGAAGCUAAACUGCUUGUGAUGUCACUGCGGCUUCUGCUGCUCCUGCUUCCCUCUUCAGCUAAUUAAUUAGUUAAACGUUUUUUUUGUUUUUAUUAGAAUUGCCUAAGCGCUCAUUGAAAUCAAUAACACAACUGCAUUGAUUAAUAUGAGAUAAAAGAAAAGAAAACAAAACUGA
Drosophila innubila is the source of this 781-nucleotide messenger RNA. RefSeq names its product NADH dehydrogenase [ubiquinone] 1 alpha subcomplex subunit 13 (gene ND-B16.6). The coding region runs from base 115 to 579 and encodes 154 amino acids. The record is from RefSeq and is a predicted model, not a curated record. The transcript has 4 exons. Lineage: Eukaryota; Metazoa; Arthropoda; Insecta; Diptera; Drosophilidae.